AUUGUACACGUUUUUUCCCCCUCAUACAGUAUUCUGGAGUUUCAUAAGUCCAUGCUUCUGUGGAAUUAUUUUGUUUAGUAGCAAUCGGCCUUAAUUUUAUUUUCAAAAGUAUCUGAAUGAUAAAAUCUGGAGAAUUUCCGUAGCAGUUUUUGUAUAGCCUAGCCAGCUGUGAAAUCGACCACGCAGCUUUUGCUGUCAACAAGCGCACAUUGUUGUGCGAGAUUAUUUCUUGGAUCCGUAAUCUGUAUCAUUGUUUCAUUAUGACAGAAUGGAAUGAUUGGAAUACCGAGUGGGAAGAGCCUGUCACAGUGGUCCCUGGGAAAUCCCAGCAGCCCUCGCGCUCGUCGAGUCGCGUGGAAGUCGUCGCGUCUCCUGGCGCAGAGGAACCCAGCUGGGGCGACGAAUGGAGUAGCAACUGGGAUACUUCCAACAGUUCUCGACCCAGUCCGAAGACCAAGCCAUCCGGAAGCUCAAAGAGCGCGCCGCGACUAGCCAAAAAAGGCCCUGCCAAUGUUCGUUCUGCGCGAACUGCCACAGGCAGUGCCACUCCACAGAACGGUGUAAAUGUGACUCCUUCCAUAUCCAGGGAAAGUGUUGCUCCGUCCGCAUCCGACACAGAAUGGAUUCAUAUCCGUCACAGUGAUGCUCCCACUGUUGUGCAUUCCGCGCCGGAAAUACUCAAAGACGAAACAAAUAACGACCACCACAGCCGUUCGCAACAGUUCGAAUUUGAUACUCCCGAUGUUUGGAGUGAUCUUGGAUUGGCUGAGCAUGCGCCAGUUCGGGAAAUCCAAAAUCAAAAUGCCCAUGAAACCACCACUGCUGUUGUGGUGGAUUCUGAACCGGACGAUCACGAAAUGUUGCAACAGCAGCAUGCAGCACUGGAAUUACAACGCCGGCAGGACGAAGAAAAAUUACAGCGCCAGCUAGCUUCCGAAGAACAAAGGCGACAGAUGGAGCUAGAACGUGCAGCUGCCGAAGAAGCCGAACGGCUCGCUGUGGAAGCUGCCGAGAACGAACGUCGGCGAAAAAAGGAAGAAGAAAAAUUGCGUCAACAAGCACUGCACAAACAGCAGGAAAGGUUGCGACAAGAGCAUGAGGAAAGAAUGGCGGUGGAACAACAACGAAUUGAGCAAGAGCACCUUGCUGAACAGGAAAGAUUGCGCCAGGAGGAACAGGAAAGGUUACGGCAAGAGCAGCUCCGUAUGGAAUGGGAACGGGCUGAACAGGAACGACUCCGUCAAGAACGGCUCCUCGCUGAGCAGGAUCGCUUGCGGAAGGAAGCGGAAAGAGAACGGUUGCAUCAGGAGCAGUUGCGGGUCGAGCUGGAGCAGCGCCGUCAAGCAGAAGAACGGGAGCGGUUGCAUAUCGAAGAGGAACGACGUAUUGCGGAGCGGAUGCGCGAGGAGCAGCGGCGGCAGGCUGAAGAAGAAGAGAAGCGUCAUGUGGAAGAGCUGGCCCAGCUGGAGCGAGAAAGAAAAGCAGCCGAAGAAGUGUACCGGGAAGAGCAGAAACGGAAACAGGAGGAGGAAGAGCGAAAGCGGUUGGAAGAAGAACAAGAGCGUACCCAACGCGAAGAGCAAGAAGAACGAGAGCGGGCCGAACAGCGCGCGCUUAUCAAACUGGAAGAGGAGCGGCAGCGGAGACUGCAGCAGGCGGAAGCGGAUCGCCUGGAACAGGAGCGGCAGGCAGAAUUGUUUCGUCGGGCAGAGCGAAGACGCCAGUCAGAAGAAGCACGGAUAGAACGGGAUCGACUGGAAUUAAUGGCGGAAAAUACUUUCCAAGAAUCGAAAAAACACAUAUCCGGUUUUUUAAUGACAGAAUCGACCAGUCAAGAUUUGAUGAAUUCUUUGGAGAGAGACUUGGGAGAAGAACAGGAAAGUAAUUUAAGGUAUAAAGAGAAUGUGGCACAUGUUGAUGAUAAUGUGUUGGCGCCGCCCGUUUCUGUUCUGAGUGCUCCGGCGUGGGAUGCCAUUCCAACUGCUGAUGAUUUCGAUGGAAACUGGGAUAGUGAACUGAUGAAUGUGGGCAGCCCUGAAGGUAGCCAACAGCAGGGUCUUGAUAUGGAUGGCUGGGAUGAAAACUAUGGCAGUGAGGGAACGAUUUUGAAUGCCGAACCUGUUGAUGUGGACAAAACACCAAACACGCUGGCAGCAGUUGAAAAUAGGGAAGACAACGUUCUGCUGAACACUGAAGAAGAAGUUUUACUGUCGGAGUCUGUUGCUCAGAUGGUUGAUGGAAUAGUUGACGGAACUCAGUCUGAGCCGCAAUCUUCGCAAGAGCCUUCAAUGACAUCCUCCCGUCAGAGUGGCCGGUUGUCGAUUGGUUCUCUGAGCGCCGAGCCGGCUCUGUCGACUGAUCCGCGAUCGUCCACAUUCAUUCAUUCCCACAUUAUACCUUCGACUAGUUCUCCGAAAUCUAAACGCAGCCACGAUUUGUCGUUAUCCUUAUCCCCGCUGUAUUCAGACAGGGCUUCGGACGAUGAACACCCAAACGGCCGCUUAGCUGCGGAUCACCGAGACGCAGAUGUUAGUGGAAGUUCUCUGUACGACGGAUCGGACAGUUUUUCGAAGGAUCCAGUAGACAACCGAAAGAGAUAUUUGUCUGGGGAUUAUUCAGACUAUUCCGAAAACGACCAUCACAAUGAUCGAUACUCCAGUCGUACCUCCGAGUCGGAAUACGACGACCCUGAUCACGGUGGACGUCGUUAUUCCCCAUCUGACAACCGCUCCUCCUCAUAUCGCGAUGAAAUUCGCAGUGACGUAUCGGGAGAGACUGUUAACAGUGCGGGUACCAGUUGGACAGUCACUGAUCCUUCGGAACGCAUCCUGCGCGCGUUCGGUGUCGUGCCGCCGCCGCAGUCAUCGUUUUCCACGUCGAUGUAUUCCACAAUGAUGUAUCCAUACAAUUAUGGUGCUCAGGCCAAUAUGUUCCAUUCCAUUCCACCAUCACAGCCAACUUUUUAUCCUGCUGUCACUCCGACUGCCCACAUGACUGUCGCUGGUGCAUUUGAUGUGCGCAAACACCUUUAUCCACACAGUGUCGGGACAACCAGCUAUUCCGAUGUCGUGCAAGUAAAUAAUCUGGAUAAUACGAAAUACUUGGAAACAGUUGGCGCCAGGAGAGAUCGAAUGCGACCUGAUGUAAUUAAAUUCCCUCACAACCUGUCCGUUAACGCAGUAACCGAUGAUAGACUGGUUAUUUUCUGCCGUUACAUGGGCGACACUGUGAACGAAGCAGGAUAUUUGGACGUGAAUAAACGCGAAGAAGGUUUACUAUGGAGUUUGUUGUCCCUCCUCAUUCGACACGGAAACAGCGUGCGAAACUUUGCGAUAUCAGAAAUCUUAAUGACGUCUUCGAGAGAUCCGAGUUUAACGCUGAGCUCUGCGUCAUUAAUGAAUGGAUCCCUAAUUGAAAAUUACCCAGGCGAGAAGCGAUUGAUAACAGUAAGAAAGAGUCUGGCAGCAGGGCUUAUCCCACGAGCAUGUAAGGCGGCGGAGGAAUUGGGACGGACACCUUUAGCGUUUAUGCUUUUGUCUUUGCCGUCCGUGAUCAAAACGAAUAAUAAAGUGGCCUUGGCUGGAUUUUUGCGGUAUAUUGAGCACACUUUAUCUCCGAUGGAUCCGAUCUAUUCUGCGUGCGCGCUUAUGUGCGGGGGAGGUCCAAAAUUGGCAGAAUGUGUUAAGAAUUGGACUUCCCACGUGGCUUUGGUUAUUGGUUGUGGCGCAUUCAUAGCUAGUACCGUGAAGACGAAGUUUCUGUUAAAUCUAGCAGAAACGAUGGGCGCGGGUGGUCGUCCGGUUGCACGGGAUGUGUUGUAUUUGCUUUCUCGUCCGGGUAGCAGAAUUCGAACGGGCAAGGAACUGAAACUGAUCGGAACGGACAUUGACGGCACACAGUUUGACGGUAGAAUUGAUGCUUUUAUCGAUAAGCUUCACAUGACGGAAGCAUUCAUAUACGUGGCCAAUAAGUUGCAGUCUGGUGGAGUUCAUGCGCUGGCUACCGGGUUUCAGCUAAGUUAUCUGCAGUUUUUGUUGGACCGACAACUUGACACUGUAGCGGCAGAGUACAUGGUGUACAUCGGAAAAAAUUAUUUGAACACGACUAAUCCGGAGUGUGAACUCACCCUAACUUUAUUUGCCACUGUUCUUUCCAAUCGGCACCUGCUCGGAUCCGACCCACAGGGGAUUGUCGCCAGCAUUCGUGCCAUGGCAGACCAAACCAUAACCACGAUGCAGGAGCAGCUUCGGCUUCAGCGCGAAGAGGAAGAAAAACGUUUGCGGGCUGAGCGGCUAAAAACAGAGGAAGCUGCUAGACUGCAAAACGACCGGAUUAUGCGCGAAAUUGAUCAGCGUGCAAGGGAUGAGGAAGACGCCAGAAUUGCGGCUUACGAAGAAGCCCAGCGUAUUCAGAUCGAAGAACAGCGGUUAGCAGAACAGCAGGAAUUUUUGAUGGCGGAAGCUGAACGUCUGGAAGAGUUGCGGCUGGAGGAAGAAUUUUGUGCAGAGAUCAGUGAGCGGGAGCGAGCAAAGUCAUCCAGAAGGGACGAAGCUGAACGAAUUAUGUUCACAACUGAUUCGCCUGUUGCAGAGUUGCAUGUACUAGAACCGGCCUCCGAAGUCCAGCCGCAAACCGCUCCACCUCUGUUUUUCUCUACUGAAUCUACACCUCAUGUUGCCCCUGGAUUACCGUUUUUUGGUUUUACGGAUAGGGUUGUGCGAGAUUCAGCUCAUGACAGCGAGACGUCCGCUCGCACAGAUCAAAAGCAGGUUAUAGAGGAUGAUGAAGAGCACCUUAGUUUUUUCCACCUACCCCAGAAGAAGCUUGUCGAUGAGGAAGAAACUGCUCGUAAUCUAGAAGCCUCUUCACAUCAGCCGGCUUUCAUACCCACAGUAGUGGAAUCUCCUGGGACGCCUGUUAAGUUUGAUAGUUCUUAUUCUGAGAGCGAUGCAACUGGCGGCGCCCCUUUUAUUCCCUUAUAUUCCAUGGAACAAAAUGGCGGUACCGGAACGACACAAUUUGACAACUACCUGAUCAUGAAUGACACAUCGGUACCCCGUACGGAAAAUGCAAAACUUUCUGAAGUUGAGGAGAAAAUUGUGGACGACCAGCAGCCAACUCUGCCCACUGGUGAUCCAUCACAGUAUUACCACUUAAACUUUGCGGGCGAUGUUGAAGGCGCUUCGGUAGAAAGCGAUUUCGCCAGAGGGGAGAAUGCCGAGCAGGAGUCAGCAGCCCAUGCGGACCAGAACAUCCUCUACGAUCAAACAACGUCACAGUAUUAUAACUAUGCAACAGGAUAUCCUCCCGGUGAACUGUCCGCUUCCGACUAUCAGGCGUACUGGAAUCCGGAGUAUUAUGCCUCACAAGAAGGAGCUGUAGUGUCAACGGAUGCGUACCAGCCGGUCAGUUACAAUGUCGAUCAAACCAAUUAUCGUCAUAGCCCCGUUCAGUCAGCUGACAUAAAUUCCGGUUGGACAACUGAGCAAGGAAUCGCACAAGCGACUGAAACUUUAACCACAAAUAAAAUCGCUCAGGCUGAACACGAUAAAUCUGUCGUGGAGAACUCUUCGAACUACUGGGGAGCGAAUGUUUCCCACAGUGCACAGUCUUAUUCUAACCAGCCAUGGGCAGCACCGCCGUCUUCGAUACCGCCACCAUUCUUUGGCAGCGCACCGGAAGUGCCUUCUGAAAGCGAUGAAGAAGCAACAACGCAGCAACAGACGGCGCCGUACGGUUAUCCGCCUUAUUCCGCACCGUUUCCUUCAUCUCUGCCGUCCCAGCCACCGUCAGCUUUGCAAAGACCGCCGCAACCAGUAGUACAAGGACCUCCGCCAGCUACUGCUCCGCCUGCGCCACCUGAAAGCAAGAAAACUGGGAUGUUGGGGCGGUUUACGGGGUUGUUCAGGAAGUCGCAAGAUGCCGGGACACCGCCAGCUGCGACGCCCGCUGUGGGUGGGGCAGUUUCGGGACCUGGGUCUGUGCCGAUGUUUUCACCGACCGCAUCGUUCGGGACGCCUUUUAAUGCACCGACUGGACCGGGAAACGCCCCAGCCGGAUACCCCGGUUUACACCGACGUCGGCUGGCGGAUCGGGGCUAACAGGACAAAAUGGAUGGUCUGAUAUAUCGCUGAAUAAUUCCCACACAUCGACACCGCCCAUGUACAGUGUGGCACCGAAUUCCCAAGCUCCUGCUCCCUAUUGGCAUGCAAGCUAUCCUACAACUAUGAAUU
This is a messenger RNA of Paramacrobiotus metropolitanus, 6233 nucleotides long. RefSeq lists its product as uncharacterized. The coding region runs from base 261 to 6101 and encodes 1946 amino acids. Lineage: Eukaryota; Metazoa; Tardigrada; Eutardigrada; Parachela; Macrobiotidae. The record is from RefSeq and is a predicted model, not a curated record. The transcript is spliced from 8 exons.